Messenger RNA from Coregonus sp. 'balchen', 12922 nucleotides. Lineage: Eukaryota; Metazoa; Chordata; Actinopteri; Salmoniformes; Salmonidae. The record is from the annotation of a GenBank genome assembly.
CUGUCACUGACAUGCGCGUUAAUAUAAAGACAGGGACUUUACAGAUACAAAAAAGUUUCGCUAUCUUAUCAGAGCUAUAUGGUAUCUGAACAACACUUUGAGAUAUUGUUUUGAGAGUGGAGCUGGUAUCAGGAGAGGUUAUAAUUUGAAUAUGCGGCAAUAUUGAAUUAUUGGAAUAAUUUGUAGAAUAAAUCGUUCUACCCUUGCCUACAUUCUUCUGUGAAAGUAAGAUAGAGAACUACAAUCCUGUCUAUCUAUACUAUAGACGUUUGUAGAGAUACAUGUAGUAUGGACGUAGGUCUAGUACAGUUGGAGUCCAGUCUAUGGGUUGGUAAGAAACGUUACCGGGCAGCCCUUACCGGUUUGCACCUCAACUGGACUGAGCUCGAUAAGAAGAACCGCGAUAAGACCGGUGAGUCCCUUUUAUCCUUUUAUCCCUCACUUUCAUCGUGCAUGGCAUCUGUUGACCCCCUCUCUUUUUAAAUGCAGACAUUUCAUUAUAUACAUUACAUUUAAAUACACUUUUAUGUAGGCUCAUAUAGAAUUUAUAUAGGAUUUUAUCUUAGGUUGCCUAGUAAUAACUGCAUAACAAUCUCAUUCACUCUUAGAAUAAAGUAAAUAAAAGGACGACUUGACUAGCCUCAUAUGGUAAUCAUUCCAUCCCAUCAGCAUUACACAGCAUGCUUCUUGUUGUUUUGAGUAGAGAGAAUGUGUGCUAUGCACCACUAAUAGAAAGUCACCAAACCUGUCUUGGAGACAGCAUGCAAGUGGAGACUAAUGUAAAUAGGCUACAUGCUAGUGGUAAAAUGUGAAGACUUAUUUCAACAAUUAUGAAAUGAAAUUAUAUCCAUUCUGUAAAGUUAGUAGGCUAGUAAGUAGUGUGUGUUUCAGAGAAAUUGCUAUAAACAGACAAAUUAUUAUAGGCACACUGUAUUUCACUCAUGAAGAAUGUUGCUUUUCCUGUAAAGGUGAAUUACAAGUUAUACAGCACUAACACAAAACACUAGAAAACACACACACACACACACACACACACACACACCUAUCUGAUAUGCCCUUUAAUUAAUAGUCACAUGAGCUCAAUAUAGGCAAAAUAUUUACCAGUGUGUGUGUAUGUGUGUGUUUGUGUGUGUAUGUGUGUGUUUGUGUGUGUGUGUGUGUGUCGGUGUCUGUAGCCUCCUUUACACCUUGCGCUAACAUGUGAGUUUGAUGAGCUGAUCAAUAUGACCCAAUCACUAUCUGACCAAGGUUUGUCGCAUCUACAUAUUGUAUUAAAAUGUGUCUCUUAGCCGUCUAUAGUGUCCGCAUUGUGACCAUAUUAGAUGGUCCCUCCCUGUAUGCAAAUUAUUUGACAGAUACUUUCAAAAUCAUGUUUAUUUUUAAGACAAUUACUGAUGCCACAAGUCAAUAGUGCUACCUGUCAAUGAUUUUAGAGGACGGUAUAUUGAUUGAAUGAAUUUAAAUGGUUUAACCAUCCAGAUCUGUUUACACUUGAUUGAUAUUCAGACACAAUGUGUGCCUGAAUACCUCCGGAGGUGGCGAGGAAGAUCUGAUCACAAUCAGAUCACAAUGUGUCUUUUAAUCAUCUACAACUGCCUAAAAAUGUGGGCACUAUCAGAAUGUGGACAAUAUCAGGACAAAGGACGCAUGUUAUCACCAGGUAUAAACAGGGCUUAUGUGAUACAAGUUUCAAUGUCAUACUGUGCCUGUGUGAUCCUAGUUUCAGUACCAGUGUCGGAGGUUGUUGGUGUGGAGGAGGGGCGUGUGGAGGUUCUACCCCAGAGGUCAGUUUCUGAAGACACAGACAGAGACUUCACAGGUGAGUUAUGUUACUGCCCCAAGGUCGGAUACACAGUCUCUGGUAACAGACGCAGCGAGAGAUUUGGUUCUGGGAGCCGAGAUUAGACACAACACAAAAUCAAACAAAAGCGAUUUAUUGGUGUGUGUGUGUGUGUGUGGGGGGGGGGCUUAUAAGGAUUCUUUAUUAAGCCUUGAUGUACUUUGUUUAAAGUGUGAACAGUACGCUUUCUCUCUCCCCCCAAUCCCUCUCCCCCUCCCUCCCUCCCUCCCUCCCUCCCUGUGUACUGUUCUGCAGUGUUCUAUGUGAAGCGCAGCAGCAGUGGUAGUUCCUAUGGGUUGCUAUGGCACCUGGGCAGGACCCAGUUCAGCUGUCCCAGCAGGGACCUCAGAGACCAGUGGAUGACCCUGCUGAGGAUUGCCCUCAAAACACACAGUAAGGAUAACUUCACUUGUCCUGAGAUAAGAUAAAAUAGAUAAAAUAGUGCAAUUCUAAACCCCCCCCCCCCCCCGCCGCUGCCAACUGUUGUUUGUUAUGGAUCCACUCUGUCUCCUCUCUUUUUCUUUGGAUCUGUCUAUCCUCCUCUCCUCUCUCAGGCUCCUCUCGUCCUCACAGGUUGUUGGUGUUCAUCAACCCGUUCGGAGGAAAGAAACAAGGGAGACAGAUCUAUCACUCUCUAGUGGCCCCACUGUUUGAGCUGGCAGGUAUCAGCGCUCAUGUUAUAGGUGAGACCCGUGUGAGACAAUAGUAAUGCAGAAAAUCCUGUGACGUACUGACAAACCGAUAGAACUGGUAGUUAAGUUUGUUUCGUGGAUUUGUCUGUAGCAGGCUAAUUACCAAGUGCAUUGUGUGGUGAUAUUGGCGUGACACAUAAUUAUGCUCAUAAUUACAUGGUCUAUUGCAAUAUAAUAACAUGGUCUGUUGCUAUAUAAUAACAUGGUAUAUUGCUAUAUUAUAACAUGGUCUAUUCUAGUAGUAAAACACAUUUUGCUUUGUUUUUGUCAUUCAGUGACAGAGCGGGCCAACCAGGCGAGAGACCACAUACUAAAGAAAGACCUGACUGGUUUCGAUGGGUACGUCAGACAUUUGAAUGUUGUCAUGUAAACAGCAACACUAUGGCAGCCAAUUAUUAUGCCGUAAUGCUACCCUAUUCACUGCUUUUGAUGAGGGCUCUGGUCAAAAGUAUUAAGGCCCAUAGGACUCUGUUCAAAAGAAGUGCACUUUAUAGGGAAUAUUGAGUAGCGCACUACAUUUCAGGCGUAGCCUGUGAUUGGGUUUCAUCACAUCACUGUUUGUUUAUGUUUGUCCCUACCUCAGUGUGGUAUGUGUGGGCGGGGACGGAAUGUUCAGCGAGCUGCUGCACGGUGUGAUUGGCCGAACACAGCAGGAGGCAGGGCUAUCGGAGCAUGACCCCUCCCUACAGUCCUGUGACCUUCACAUUGGCAUCAUUCCUGCAGGUGAGAGAGACAUCAUUGAUCAAUAAUUAAAUAAGUUGAUCUCAGAAGACCUUCCUCAAAGAAAGUGGAUGUUCUCUGAUGUUCUCUUCGCGCCCUACUGAAAUUUGAGAAGGAGGCGAGAAGGGAGGACACAAGGAAUCAAGAAAAGACUUAAGAUUAACCCUAACUAUAAAGAUGCGUCUGAUAUGAGUCUGUGUGUUCUCUCCUCAGGCUCCACAGACUGUGUGUGUUUCGCCACUGUGGGAGUCAAUGACCCAGUGACCUCUGCUCUGCAUAUUAUCAUUGGUGAGAUAUGAUCUUAAAUUAAAAACACAUUUAAUAAGACAUAAUACAUUUGAGAUUACAUUGUACUUGACUUUGUUAUCUGGUGUAUCUUAAAAUCAUCUUUAGCCACUGGGGCGGUAGGUAGCCUAGCGGUUAAGAGCGUUGAGCCAGUAACCGAAAGGUUGCUGGUUCGAAUUCCUGAGCCGACUAGUUGAAAAAUCUAUCGAUAUGUCCUUGAGCAAGGCACUUAACCAUUGCUCCUGUUAGUCACUCUGCAUAAGAGCGUCGACUAAAAUGUAAAAAGCAUCACUUUACUGGAGCCAUAAGCAGCAACUUUAGCCAUAAGCAGUCAUAAGCAGCAUCAUCAUUUCACAAGGGCAGAGUUGUGAAGUUAAUGUCAAUAUUCAAAAUCAUGAUCUAAAACCCUCCUUGUCCUCCACAUUCCCACAACCCAUUGCAGGAGACUCUCAGCCUCUGGACGUGUGUUCUGUCCACCACCGCUCGUCUCUGGUGCGUUACUCUGUGUCUCUGGUAGGAUACGGGUUCUAUGGAGACGUGCUGGCUGAAAGUGAGAGACACCGCUGGAUGGGGCCUCUCAGAUAUGACUAUUCAGGUAUGGAACGGAAAAUUCAAGCAGCAAUAGACGAGAAGGUGUGCUUUAUUGUGAUUAUUGGCACAAUGUGAUGCAGUCACUAUGUAUGAGGCGAUGCUGAGUACCAUCAGCUUCACAUGGUCUAAUAUUGCAGACAUAUGUCAUAGACAGGGCCUCUCAGAUAUGACUACUCAGGUAUACUGUAUAUGGAAUGGCCUAAAACAGAGGCUAUUACAUUUAGUUAUUAUAUAAUAUUUCUUAAACACCGUCUGCUAGACCAAGGUGAAGGUCUGAGGAUAACGAUAAAAUUAGGAAUUAGAAUACUACUAAUUUAAUAGGAUCUCUAUGAUAUCUAUAUCUAUAUCUAUAGAUAGAUCUAUCUACGCUACCGUUCAAAAGUUUGGGGUCACUUAGAAAUGUCCUUGUUUUUUUAGAAAAUCAUUUUUUUUGUCCAUUAAAAUAACAUCAAAUUGAUCAGAAAUACAGUGUUGAUAUUGUUAAUGUUGUAAAUGGCUAUUGUAGCUGGAAACUGCAGAUUUUUAAUGGAAUAUCUACAUAGGCGUACAGAGGCCCAUUAUCAGCAACCAUCAGUCCUGUGUUCCAAUGGCACGUUGUUUACUAAUCCAAGUUUAUCAUUUUAAAAGGCUAAUUGAUCAUUAGAAAACCCUAUUGCAAUUAUGUUAGCACAGCUGAAAACUGUUGUGCUGAUUAAAGAAGCAAUAAAACUGGCCUUCUUGAGACUAGUUGAGUAUCUGGAGCAUCAGCAAUUGUGGGUUUGAUUACAGGCUCAAAAUGGCCAGAAACAAAUAACUUUCUUCUGAAACUCGUCAGUCUAUUCUUGUUCUGAGAAAUGAAGGCUAUUCCAUGCGAGAAAUUGCCAAGAAACUGAAGAUCUCGUACAGCGCUGUGUAAUACUCCCUUCACAGAACAGCGCAAACUGGCUCUAACCAGAAUAGAAAGAGGAGUGGGAGGCCCCGGUGCACAACUGAGCAAGAGGACAAAUACAUUAGAGUGUCUAGUUUGAGAAACAGACGCCUCACAGGUCCUCAACUGGCAGCUUCAUUAAAUAGUACCCGCAAAACACCAGUCUCAACGUCAACAGUGAAGAGGUGACUCCGGGAUGCUGACCUUCUAGGCAGAGUUGCAAAGAAAAAGCCAUAUCUAGAGGGAAAGAUGAACGGCACAAAAUACAGAGAGAUCCUUGAUGAAAACCUGCACCAGAGCGCUCAGGACCUCAGACUGGGGCGAAGGUUCACCUUCCAACAGGAUAACGACCCUAAGCACACAGCCAAGACAAUGCAGGAGUGGCUUCGGGACAAGUCUCUGAAUGUCCUUGCGUGGCCCAGCCAGAGCCCGGACUUGAACCCCAUCGGACAUCUCUGGAGAGACCUGAAAAUAACUGUGCAGCGACGCUCCCCAUCCAACCUGGCAGAGCUUGAGAGGAUCUGCAGAGAAGAAUGGGAGAAACUCCCCAAAUACAGGUGUGCCAAGCUUGCAGUGUCAUACCCAAGAAUACUUGAGGCUGUAGUCAUUGCCAAAGGUGCUUCAACAAAGUACUGAGUAAAUGAUCUGAAUACUUAUGUAAAUAUGAUAUUUAAUUUAUUUUAUUUUUAUACAUUAGCAACAUUUCUAAACCUGUUUUUGCUUUGUCAUUAUUUUACAUUUUUUACAUUUUAGUAAUUUAGCAGACGCUCUUAUCCAGAGCGACUUACAGUUAGUGAGUGCAUACAUUUUUCAUACUGGCCCCCCGUGGGAAUCGAACCUACAACCCUGGCGUUGCAAGCGCCAUGCUCUACCAACUGAGCUACAGGAGGACCAGUAUGAAAUUAUGGGGUAUUGUGUAUAGAUUGAUGAGGGGAAAAAACGAUUUAAUCCAUUUUAGAAUAAGGCUGUAACGUAACAAAAUGUGGAAAAUGUCAAGGGGUCUGAAUACUUUCUGAAUCCACUGUAUAUAUACAUAUAUAUCUACAGUGCUGUGAAAAAGUAUUUUACCCCUCUCAAUUUUUCUCUUCUUUUGCAUAUUUUUGGUACUGAAUGUUAUCAGAUCUUCAACCAAAACCUAAUAUUAGAUAAAAGGAACCUGAGUGAACAGUGAACAAAUAACAUAACAAUUACAUACUUAUUUAAUUUAUUUCAUAAAUUAAAUUAUACAACACCAAAUGCCCCUGUGUGAAAAAGUCAUUGCCCCCUUACACUCAAUAACUGGUUGUGCCACCUUUAGCUGCAAUGACUCCAACCAAACGCUUCCUGUAGUUGUUGAUCAGUCUCUUUCGUCGCUGUGGAGGAAUUUUGGCCCACUCUUCCAUUCAGAACUGCUUUAACUCAGCGACAUUUGUGGGUUUUCAAGCAUGAACUGCUCGUUUCAAGUCCUGCCACAACAUCUCAAUUGGGAUUAGGUCUGGACUUUGACUAGGCCAUUCCAAAACUUCAAAUUUGUUGCUUUUUAGACAUUUUCAUGUAGACUUGAUUGUGUGUUUUGGAUCAUUGUCUUGCUGCAAGACCCAGCUGCGCUUCAGAUUCAGCUCACAGAUGGAUGGCCUGACAUUCUCCUGUAGAAUUCUCUGAUACAGAGCAAAAUUCAUGGUUCCUUCUAUUAAGGCAAGUCGUCCAGGUCAUGAGGCAGAAAAGCAUCCCCAUCACACUACCACCACCAUGCUUGACCGUUGGUAAAAGGUUCUUACUGUGGAAUGCAGUGUUUGGUUUUCGCCAGGAAUAAUGGGACCCAUGUUGUCCAAAAAGUUAUACUUUUGACUCAUCUGUCCAUAGAAUAUUCUUCCAAGAGUCUUGGUGAUCAUCCAGGCAAACUUUAGUCAACUUUAUGUCUGGCGAAAACCAAGCACUGCAUUCCACAGUAAGAACCUCAUACCAAUGGUCAAGCAUGGGGGUGGUAGUGUGAUGGUGUGGGGAUGCUUUGCUGCCUCAGGACCUGGACGACUCGCUCACUACAUAUCAAGCUCUAAGGAGUAAGUCAUGUCUAUAAUGACAAUCUGCAUCAUGACAGAACAUUCAAAUAUAGUGUUACAUACCAAUUAGAGAAACUCUAUCCUCACUACCUCUCUUUCUCUGUGUUUUUGUCUCUGUGUUACCUUCCAGAAAAUGUAUCAACCCCUACAAAAAUGUCCAUUAAUUAUAAUCCACAUAAUAAUUCACAUUUCCUGUUGCUGCAGGAUUAUUUUCCUGGUGAAGCAAACUGUCUCAAAGUAAAAUCAUACAUCUGUAGGAUGGUUGCUAACCCCCCUCUCUCCCUCUCUUCCCCCAGGUGCUUUGGUGUACCUGAGUAACAGGAGCUAUGCAGGCCUAGUUCAGUACCUACCAGCAGACCACCAGCUCUCCAGCCCCAGGGACAACACACGCUGCCUCUCUGGGUAGCAACUAACAAUAUUUCUCAGAAAAUAAAAACACUCACUCACUGCCUGGUACACAGAUCCAAAACAAGGCUUACCCAGGGAAGAAAAGAAGGAUGGUCCUCAUCUUUACUUGUUACAGAGAGGAACUAAUACAUACGUACUAGCACAUGCUCCUCUAAACGUUGUGAUUGACAGUGUGUUUUUAACUACAUAAUGAUAAGCUUAGCAUGAACAACUCACUGAAGCUAACAGAGGGACUUCUGAUACCACUACCAGUCUCAAAUGUAAGGUCCUGAUAGAAACAGUUGCCCUAGAUUUCAUCACCUCAACUGUUCCGUGGUGAGAAAGUGUUCUGGCUACUUGACAUCAUCAGAAGGCUAUAGUGACAUGACCUCAAUUCCCCCCCGGGGAAGAGCCUCAGCCUCAGCCUCAGCCUCAGUCACUUCCACCUGCAACAGAGACCCAGGUGUCGGGUGUACUCCUGUACCUUAAGGAGGGCGAUUUCCAUGGCAACCUGAUCUGGACGAAAGGAGAGAAGAAAGGAGAGACAGCACCUCCUGGUCUGUGUAAGAAGAGUGGAGCCUACCUCGGUGAAAGACUGUACCCAAUCUAUCUCAUCUGAAAUUACUGGAAGAACUGCCCCAUUGUCUGUGAGGGAGGGGAAGGAACUGGGAGGUGUUACAUACAAAAGGAUGCCGGUAUCUUUAGUCUGUGAUCGAUAGCUACCGCCAAGGGUCUUGUGAGGGACUGGAAGAUGAUGAUACACAUAUGAAUGGAAUGCAUGGCUAUAAAGGAACAUGUGCUGUUGUUACGUCACUGAAAUGUAUCAGUAUGUUAUACCUAUGUCGCGUGUAAAAAGGCCAAUGGUUGGUAACGUGUGCACGUGGGUUCCAGGUGCAGAGUGUGUUUUAAGAGCACAGGGAGGCUGUUCCCCCACUCUCCAGAUGCUAGUUCCAACGACAGCUCCCACUUCAGUCAGUUCAGCAGCGACUCAGAGGGUAAGUCUAUACUAACGUGCAGCCUAUACAAAAAUCUACACAGACUCUAAAGUCUACACACUGUGUACCUACAGUCUACACACAUCCUAUGUAAUGCAAUGGAGGUGGUUCGAUGAACCACGCUUGGGUGAUGAGUAACUUUGCCUGAGACUGGAAUACUUAUGUUAGCUCCUCAAGUUAAUGCCUGGGCUUUAGCUCAGUGGGCUAACAGUAUUGUGGCAUGCAGGAGACCAGGGCUCAAACCCUGGUCGGUCACAUAACUCCCUCUGCUCUCUCUGCCCCAUGCUGCAGGUGAUUGGGUGAGUGUGGAGGGCCGGUUCAAGGCUGUGUCUCUCACCUGUAUGUCUAGCUCCUGUCCUCGCAGUCCCCUGGGGCUGUCCCCCUCAGCACACCUGGCCGAUGGGACAGGUGACCUCAUCAUUGUACGGGACACACACCCCCUAGGGUUCCUCACCUUCCUACACAGACACACCAGCUCACAGGACCAGGUAAAUCUAACCCUAACCCAGUGCCAGGUCAGGACCAGGUAACCCUAACCCAGUGCCAGGUCAGGACCAGGUAACCCUAACCCAGUGCCAGGUCAGGACCAGGUAACUCUAACCCAGUGCCAGGUCAGGACCAGGUAACUCUAACCCAGUGCCAGGUCAGGACCAGGUAACCCUAACUCAGUGCCAGGUCAGGUAACUCUAACCCAGUGCCAGGUCAGGACCAGGUAACUCAGUGCCAGGUCAGGACCAAGUAACCCUAACCCAGUGCCAGGUCAGGACCAGGUAACUCUAACUCAGUGCCAGGUCAGGACCAGGUAACUCUAACCCAGUGCCAGGUCAGGACCAGGUAACUCAGUGCCAGGUCAGGACCAGGUAACCCAAACCCAGUGCCAGGUCAGGACCAGGUAACCCUAACCCAGUACCAGGUCAGGACCAGGUAACUCUAACCCUAACUCAGUGCCAGGUCAGGACCAGGUAACUCUAACCCAGUGCCAGGUCAGGACCAGGUAACCCUAACCCAGUGCCAGGUCAGGACCAGGUAACUCUAACUCAGUGCCAGGUCAGGACCAGGUAACUCUAACCCAGUGCCAGGUCAGGACCAGGUAACUCAGUGCUAGGUCAGGACCAGGUAACCCUAACCCAGUGCCAGGUCAGGACCAGGUAACCCUAACCCAGUGCCAGGUCAGGACCAGGUAACUCUAACCCAGUGCCAGGUCAGGACCAGGUAACUGUAACCCAGUGCCAAGUCAGGACCAGGUAACUCUAACCCUAACUCAGUGCCAGAUCAGGACCAGGUAACUCUAACCCAGUGCCAGGUCAGGACCAGGUAACUCAGUGCCAGGUCAGGACCAGGUAACCCUAACCCAGUACCAGGUCAGGACCAGGUAACCCUAACCCAGUGCCAGGUCAGGACCAGGUAACUCUAACCCAGUGCCAGGUCAGGACCAGUUAACUCUAACCCAGUGCCAGGUCAGGACCAGGUAACCCUAACCCAGUGCCAGGUCAGGACCAGGUAACCCUAACCCAGUGCCAGGUCAGGACCAGGUAACUCUAACCCAGUGCCAGGUCAGGACUAGGUAACUCUAACCCAGUGCCAGGUCAGGACCAGGUAACCCUAACCCAGUGCCAGGUCAGGACCAGGUAACUCUAACCCAGUGCCAGGUCAGGACCAGGUAACUCUAACCCAGUGCCAGGUCAGGACCAGGUAACUCUAACUCAGUGCCAGGUCAGGACCAGGUAACUCAGUGCCAGGUCAGGACCAGGUAACUCAGUGCCAGGUCAGGACCAGGUAACUCUAACCCAGUGCCAGGUCAGGACCAGGUAACUCAGUGCCAGGUCAGGACCAGGUAACUCUAACCCAGUGCCAGGUCAGGACCAGGUAACUCUAACCCAGUGCCAGGUCAGGACCAGGUAACUCAGUGCCAGGUCAGGACCAGGUAACUCAGUGCCAGGUCAGGACCAGGUAACUCUAACCCAGUGCCAGGUCAGGACCAGGUAACUCAGUGCCAGGUCAGGACCAGGUAACCCUAACCCAGUGCCAGGUCAGGACCAGGUAACUCUAACCCUAACCCAGUGCCAGGUCAUUUUAAUCCUAAUCCUAACUCAAACCAACUUGAACCUAGGACUAUGUAGGUACAACCUCCACAAGUACCUGGAUAAUAGGCCAAAUUCUGAAGCCAUAUUGCUUGUUAGAUUGCUAUCGUAUCAUGUGGACUGGCGUGCCAGUUUCCAAGUAUAACAGUAUGGAAAUAUCUGUGGUCCGAGGAAGAAAUACAGUACCAGUUAAAAGUUUGGACACACCUACUCAUUCAAGAGUUUUUCUUUAUUUUUACUAUUUUCUACAUUGUAGAAUAAUAGUGAAGACAUCAAAACUAUGAAAAAACACUAAUGGAAUCAUGUAGUAACCAAAAAAGUGUUAAACAAAUAAAAAAGUAUGUUAUAUUUGAGAUCCUCCAAAGUAGCCACCCUUUGCCUUGAUGAUAGCUUUGCACACUCUUGGCAUUCUCUCAACCAGCUUCAUGAGGAAUGCUUUUCAAACAGUCUUGAAGGAGUUCCCACAUAUGCUGAGCACUUGUUGGCUUCACUCUGCGGUCCAACUCAUCCCAAACCAUCUCAAUUGGGUUGAGGUCGGGUGAUUGUGGAGGCGAUCAUCUGUUCACCUACUCUGCGUCUCACAAAGACACGGCGGUUGGAACCAAAAAUCUCAAAUUUGGACUCAUCAGACCAAAGGACAGAUUUCCACCGGUCUAAUGCCCAUUUCUUGUGUUUCUUGGCCCAAGCAAGUCUCUUCUUCUCAUUGGUGUCCUUUAGUAGUGGUUUCUUUGCAGCAAUUCAACCAUGAAGGCCUGAUUCACACAGUCUUCUCUGAACAGUUGAUGUUGAGAUGUGUCUGUUACUUGAACUCUAUGAAGCAUUUAUUUGGGCUGCAAAUGAACGUAUCCUCUGCAGCAGAGGUAACUCUGGGUCUUCCUUUCCUGUGGCAGUCCUCAUGAGAGCCAGUUUCAUCGUAGCGCUUGAUGGUUUUUGCGACUGCCCUUGAAGAAACCUUCAAAGUGCUUGACAUUUUUCGGAUUGACUGACCUUCACGUCUUAAAGUAAUGAUGGACUGUCGUUUCUCUUUGCUUAUUUGAGCUGUUCUUGCCAUAAUAUGGACUUGGUAUUUUACCAAAUAGGGCUAUCUUCUACUUUGUCACAACACAACUGAUUGGCUCAAACACAUUAAGAAGGAAAGAAAUUCCACAAAUUAACUUCUAACAAGGCACACCUGUUAAUUGAAAUGCAUUCCUGGUGACUACCUCAUGAAGCUGAUUGAGAGAAUGCCAAGAGUGUGCAAAGCUGUCAUCAAGGCAAAGGGUGGCUACUUUGAAGAAUCUCAAAUAUAACAUAUAUUUUGAUUUGUUUAACACUUAUUUGGUUACUACAUGAUUCCAUAUGUGCUAUUUCAUAGUUUUGAUGUCUUCACUAUUAUUCUACAAUGUAGAAAAUAGUAAAAAUAAAGAAAAACCCUGGAAUGAGUAGGUGUGUCCAAACUUUUGACUGGUACUGUAUGUGAACAAUUGCUGAUGGAGUAACAUCUAGCUGCAGUACUAAAAGGCCUAAAAUAAACAUAUUGUGAUGGAAGGAAGAAGUUGCUACUGGAUUUGAUUGACAGUUUUUCGAUAGUCGCUUUAUGCAUCUUCCCUUCUAUCUUAGUUUGACCUGCCCUUCGUGGAUGUCCACCGCGUGAAGGCAGUGCGUUUCUCUCUCCCGCCCGGAGAAAAGGAGGAAGAGAGGGGUGAAGAGAGGGAGACGGUAAAUGAUGGCGGGAUGGUGGAAGAGGGAGAGACACCAAGCCAGAGCGGAUCCCAACAUCACCUGGUAGAAAGAGGAGAGGAGCGAGGGAUGGCGAACGACAGGAGGAAGAAGAAAGACUUCUUGUGUGGCCUGUGCUGCAGUAAACCUUCAGUGUCCGUGUGGAACUGCGACGGAGAAAUACUUCCUCACACUGAGAUCCUCUGCAGGUAAGAGACAUCUUAUCACAUUAUGGAAAUCAAUGCUUACCUGACAGAGUUUCAGUGUACAUUUAGUACUCUGCUUCAGACCCAACCUGAAGCCUCUAGUAACCUUUUCACACUACUGAGCUGAGCCAAGCUGUUCUGCUCUAGCCUGGUUACGCAUUCACCAUAAUUGCUGAAAUCGUGCUGGAAAGGAGAAAUAAAAUAUUUGAGCCAGCACAGUAGUUAGACUUAGCAUGAUUGUGUGACAUGUCAAUGCUGCGUCUUCCUACUCUGUCCUCAUCUGCCUUGUUGUCCCUCCCUCCUUUCUUCCUUCCCCUCCAGGGUUCAUGGUCAGCUGGUACGUCUGUAUGCCCGGGGCAUGGAGGACGGAUCAGCCACGCCCACCAGGAAGUGAACUGUGUUAGGGUCCAUUCACUCUACUGACUGAGGAAGGCUGUGUUAGGGUCCGUUCACACUACUUGCAGAGAAAAACAAUGCCAGG